Molecule: messenger RNA, 2002 nt
Organism: Cannabis sativa
Lineage: Eukaryota; Viridiplantae; Streptophyta; Magnoliopsida; Rosales; Cannabaceae
Exons: 14
Coding region: 242-1582 (446 amino acids)
Biological process (GO): ribosomal large subunit biogenesis
Cellular component (GO): nucleolus
Molecular function (GO): RNA binding; GTPase activity; GTP binding
Source: RefSeq, a predicted model, not a curated record
UACAGUAAACUAAAAGCACAAGUCACAAACAAGCCCUAAGUCAGUCAAAGAGAAGAUAGUCUGUUCUCCCUUCCGAACUCUUUCCCAUUCCAAUCCAAGCUUCCCAUCUUCUAAAUCCCAAUACAUACGCAAAUCCUUAAACCCUUAAACCUCCUUCCUCAGUUUCUUCUUCUUCUUCUUCAAAUUCUCUCUCGCUCUCUCUCUCUCUCUCUCUCUCUCUCAGCAGCUGAAGAGAGACAGAAUGAGCAGGGCUUCCUGUCUCUUUCAACUCUGGCAAACUCCCCCAACCAGAAUACUUUUCAGAAGCUCAAAACUAUCCCAAGGGUUAUAUGUGAUACCUGGUGUCAAAUUUUAUCCACCACCCUGCUCAUGCAAGAACAUACAAACUACCUCAUAUGAAGAUGUCAAUGGUAAAGCCAGCUACGUACCCACAAUCAAAAUUAAAAAGGAAAUUGAAGAAAAGGAAAAAUCAUCAGAGAAGCUUGAAACAGUUGGUGCAUUUCAAAAGCUGCCCAUGGUGAUGCCAUCUUUUGAUAUUCUUUACUCAGCAUUAAAGAAGGCCAAGAGAGUUUCUCCAACUAAGGGCAUUGCUAACAUUGCAAAGCGAGAGAGAAAUAGAAGUGCAAAGCAGCUUGAUGCACUGAUGAAAGAAUUGGCAGUUCCUUUGAGGACUUACAUGGAGAGUUUUCCAAAGAGACAUACCCUUCAUCCUUAUGAGCGAUCUCUAAUUGAAUUGACUCUUGGAGAUGGAAAUUAUGAAGAGGUAUUGUGCAAUGUGGAUUCACUGAGGAAGAAGGUGGUCUCUGUUGCAAAGGAACAUGCUUCUCUUUGUGCUAAGUCGGUUACUAAGCGAGAAGCAGAAGAUCGAUUAGUUGAGGGUAUGAAGAAAGUUGAAGCGACAUUUAAUCACAAAGGGAAAGCUGUUGAUGAUUUAUUAAACAUUGCUAAGACUUUGCGAGCAAUGCCAGUGGUUGAUCUUGAAACACCAACACUUUGUCUUGUUGGUGCUCCGAACGUGGGAAAGUCAUCCCUGGUUCGUGUGCUCUCUACAGGGAAGCCUGAGAUAUGCAACUACCCUUUUACAACCAGAGGAAUACUAAUGGGCCAUAUUGUUUCAAACUACCAGCAUUUUCAGGUAACAGAUACUCCUGGUUUGCUAAGGAGAUGUGAUGAGGACAGGAAUAAUUUAGAAAAGUUAACCCUUGCCGUUUUGUCUCAUCUUCCAACUGCAGUACUUUAUGUUCAUGAUCUCUCUGGAGAAUGUGGAACAUCUCCUUCCGAUCAGUUUAUCAUAUACAAAGAAAUAAAAGAGAGGUUUUGUGAUCAUCUGUGGCUUGAUGUUGUAUCCAAGUGUGAUCUGUUACAAGAUUCCCCUGUGGUUUUUGUCACAGAAAAUGCUGAUGAAGAUGGUCUUGAGCUAGCAAAAUACCGCAAAAUGGGACCAGAUGGGGCUUUACACGUAUCAAUUACAGACGAAGUAGGGCUGAGCAAGUUGAAGGAUAAAGUUCACGAGAUGCUCAGUCUUCAAAUGGCCAGAAUCCAAGCUGAAAAAGGCACACAAGAAGGUGAAGUUUCGAUAUGAGGGAUCACGCAUAUAUCUAUCAAAGAGUGGAGUCACUGCAUUUCUGUUGAAAACUUCUGGUGGUAAGUAUGAUUUGUCACACAAAUUUGAAAUCUGCAAGCAAGACGACUGACUACAAACCUGCCAAAUUAUUAAGCUGGCUUAGCGCAUGUAAAUUCUUGCAUUGCCAAGCCACCGCCCUCUUCAUACCUCACGGUUGACUCGUCAUUCAUGCAAUAAAUUGGCAAUGAAGACCAGCAAGAUCAACACAUGAGUAGCUCAUGUGCUUUAGUUUUAUGUACAAUGAAACUUCUCUCUAGAAUAACUUUUCCUCCAUACUAUAUAGAAGCAAAAGGCAGAUUUUAUGCUACUCAUUUGAAGAAAAGCAAACUCUACUCUAUAAGCAGUCUGGUCAUUUUAUGUAUAUUUUUGUUUGCUUCA